AUGGGCAUAGAGACCUCUCCGCCAGAUGUCGAGGAAUCGACAGAGCCACCAAUACGUUCUUCUAUUCAUGAAGGCCAUCAACAGCACCCGGGAUCAACCCUAAACCAAUCGCCUUCCACCGACCGCCAUACAGGAGAAGCAGAAGAAGUCUCUAAGUGUCCAAGUACAGCUGUUUCCCUUAACCACUCAGUUUAUUCGACCCUUGAUCAGCUUCAAAAGCAUCAAGAAAUCUGUGAAUACGCCUACUCUUACCCCAUUUCGGAAGUCUUUCGUGCUGUGGGAGUUGAUUUGCAACAUGGACUCAGUAGUACCGAAGCGGCAUAUCGCCUUGAGCGGGAUGGACUUAACAAGGUUAAGGGAACACAGGGGGUUUCCCUGUGGAAAAUUCUGUUAAGACAGGUGUCAAACAGUCUGACUUUAGUACUCGUCAUAACCAUGGCAUUAUCUUUUGGGAUUAAUGACUAUAUAGAAGGUUCCGUUAUAACUGCUGUCAUCCUUCUCAAUAUUGUUGUUGGUUUUGCCCAGGAUUAUCGUGCAGAAAAAACGAUCCUUUCGCUACAAGCCCUUUCUGCACCAGUGUGUAAAGUCAUUCGCGACGGCCGAAUCAAGUCUGUGAAAGCUGAGACACUCGUCAUAGGUGAUGUCGUCCAACUUGUAGUUGGAGAUAUGAUUCCAGCAGAUUUAAGACUGUUUGACGGUGUGAAUGCCUCCACCGACGAAUCCCUCCUUACAGGCGAAUCGCUGCCUAUUUCCAAAACCCCCCACGUUGUUUUCCCUUCUCGUGAAAUGGCAGUAGGGGAUCGGACGAAUAUGGCCUAUUCUGGAAGUACGAUGACUCGGGGUCGUGCGGUUGGGAUUGUGACCGCAACCGCAAUGGAAACCGAGGUUGGUAAGAUUGCACAGCUGUUACGCCAGCAGGGGCCAAAAAGUGUUAUGGGUUCAAACAUAGUCCUACGAACAUUAAAUAGAGUGAAGAACACCUUGGUUCAUAUCCUGGGUUUGGUGGGAACACCACUCCAAGUCAAGCUCAGCAAAUUCGCAUUAUUGCUCUUCGCUCUCGCGAUUAUGUUGACUAUAAUUGUUUUUUCUGCCAAUAAAUGGGAUGUACAUGGCGAAGUAUUGAUAUACGGUAUUUGUGUUGCCGUUUCCGUCAUCCCCGAGUCACUUAUUGCAGUCCUCACCAUAACUGUCGCUGUUGGUACAAAGGCGAUGGCCAAAGGCAACGUGAUAGUUAGAAAACUACAGGCACUUGAAGCUGUGGGCGGAGUCACAAACAUUUGCUCAGACAAGACCGGUACACUUACUCAAGGUCGAAUGGUUGCACGGAAAGCCUGGGUUCCGGGCGCUGGAACCCUGACUGUCCACGAUACGACCAACCCCUUCGAUCCUCGAAGUGGAUUUGUUCAAAUGGAUGGCACAGAUAUUGAUACCGAUCAUGUCGGCAAGAAUUCCAACUUCACCACGUUUCUCAAUGCUGUAGCGCUGUGCAAUUUGUCGUCUGUCUACAACCCCAAUGACAAAAACUCAAUCGAUAACCAGUCAGCUACGGAUGCUGGCGAUGAUUGGAGUGCCGUUGGAGAGCCCACAGAAAUCGCUCUUCAUGUUCUUGCCCUCCGGUUCAAUUCCGGAAAACUGGCGUUACUUCAAGGCAACCGGCGGAAGCAGUUGGCAGAGUUUCCUUUCGAUUCAGCAAUAAAACGAAUGACAGUCGUCUAUCAAGAUUCCAAGUCCAAGUGUGCUCAGGCAUUUUCCAAGGGCGCAGCCGAAUCCAUGUUGCCAUUACUGAGGUCUUCGGAUAAAACGAAGUCGGAGAUUCGCUACGCUGUCGAUAACAUGGCAGGGGAAGGGCUUCGAGUCCUGUGUGUGGCGCACAAGAUUAUCCCCGAAAAUGAGUUGGGUCAACUAUCCCAACGCGAAUCCACAGAACAAGACCUCCAGUUCGUUGGGCUCGUUGGGCUCUACGAUCCUCCUCGUGUGGAAACUCCCGACGCGGUUAGGAAAUGCCAUAUGGCUGGCAUUACCGUCCACAUGCUUACAGGCGACCACAUCAAGACAGCCACGGCUAUUGCCUAUGAAGUUGGUAUUCUUGGGAAUAUGAUACCGUCCGCUCAAGCUAGCACUGUAGUCAUGAGUGCCGAGCAAUUUGACAAGCUCUCUGAUGCGGAGAUCGAUGUUAUUGAGGCGCUACCCCUCGUGAUCGCAAGGUGUAGUCCAGCCACCAAAGUUCGUAUGGUGGAGGCGAUGCACCGAAGAAAUGCGUUCUGUGUCAUGACUGGCGAUGGAGUAAAUGAUUCCCCAGCCCUCAAGCAUGCUGAUGUCGGCAUUGCUAUGGGAAAAAAUGGAAGCGAUGUGGCCAAAGAAGCUGCUGACAUGGUUCUCACGGAUGAUGAUUUUGCAUCUGUCGUGAAAGCUGUUGAAGAAGGACGUCGCUUAUUCGACAAUAUCCAGAAGGUAGAAAGAUAA
Messenger RNA from Histoplasma mississippiense, 2463 nucleotides. Its product is annotated as calcium-transporting ATPase 3. The record is from RefSeq and is a predicted model, not a curated record. Gene Ontology annotation, biological process: intracellular calcium ion homeostasis; calcium ion transmembrane transport. The coding region runs from base 1 to 2463 and encodes 820 amino acids. NCBI's taxonomy places the organism in Eukaryota, Fungi, Ascomycota, Eurotiomycetes, Onygenales, Ajellomycetaceae. Gene Ontology annotation, cellular component: plasma membrane. The transcript is spliced from 4 exons. Gene Ontology annotation, molecular function: ATP binding; ATP hydrolysis activity; P-type calcium transporter activity.